CCCUGCCUCCCCCCACCUCUUUUUGAAGCCCAGAGGCGCCCCCCGGCCCGGGCAUCGACCACUCGUCUCUUUUUCUUCGCCCCGCCCGAAGCCGAGGAGGAGAGGGAGAGGGGAGCAGCGAGAUCGCGCGCGCCUCCGAGAUCUCCACGAAGGUGUGGCAAUAUGGGGCUCAGCUUCACGAAGCUCUUUAGCCGGCUCUUUGCCAAGAAAGAGAUGAGGAUCCUUAUGGUCGGUCUCGAUGCAGCUGGUAAGACCACCAUCCUCUACAAGCUCAAGCUCGGAGAGAUCGUGACCACCAUCCCUACAAUCGGGUUUAAUGUGGAGACUGUUGAAUACAAGAACAUUAGCUUCACUGUCUGGGAUGUCGGGGGUCAGGACAAGAUCAGGCCAUUGUGGAGGCACUAUUUCCAGAACACCCAAGGCCUUAUCUUUGUUGUUGAUAGCAAUGACAGAGAUCGUGUUGUUGAGGCAAGGGAUGAGCUCCACAGGAUGCUGAACGAGGAUGAGUUGAGGGAUGCUGUCUUGCUCGUUUUUGCUAACAAGCAAGAUCUGCCAAAUGCAAUGAAUGCUGCUGAGAUCACCGAUAAGCUUGGUCUCCAUUCCUUGCGCCAACGCCACUGGUAUAUCCAGAGCACUUGUGCUACUACAGGAGAAGGUUUGUACGAGGGUCUUGACUGGCUCUCCAGCAACAUUGCAAACAAGGCCUGAUUGGACGAUUCUGCGGUUUCAUGGAGCACAUGGCGAGGCAUUUUCUGCAGAAACGGAGCCAUGGUCAUUUUGACCUGACCUGUUUGUUUCGCUGAAAUUUGGCUGAUGUUGCUGCUUAUGCUGAUUUGUUGAGAAGAGAAAAAUAUUUGUUGUUUCAUUGAAAUGUUAAGUAUUGUAUUUCUUUGCUAGGCUUUUCAGAGAGCUGGUUUGUUAUGUUGCGUGAUUACUCUCUAAAAACCUGUUCCGAUAUCAAGACUGUAAUUGGCCAUUGGCACUAGUAGAUCGUUUAUACUGAGUAAUGCAGUUUAAAAUAUUAAUGCAUCACAAUUGUGCUGUACGAUACAA
Messenger RNA from Sorghum bicolor (sorghum), 1053 nucleotides. Its product is annotated as ADP-ribosylation factor 2. The coding region runs from base 163 to 708 and encodes 181 amino acids. The transcript is spliced from 7 exons. NCBI's taxonomy places the organism in Eukaryota, Viridiplantae, Streptophyta, Magnoliopsida, Poales, Poaceae. The record is from RefSeq and is a predicted model, not a curated record. Gene Ontology annotation, cellular component: cytoplasm. Gene Ontology annotation, biological process: intracellular protein transport; vesicle-mediated transport. Gene Ontology annotation, molecular function: GTP binding; GTPase activity.